AUGGUGGAGGACGGCGGCGAGGAGGAGGCGGAGGGAGAGAGCGGGGAGAUGCCGGCGGCCGCUCUGCAGCGCUGCAACGGCUUCCUCCCCGGCAAGGAGGCGGAGGACGGCGGGCCGGCGGCCCCGGCGGGCGGCGGGGAGCGGACGGCGGCGGCCGAGGCCGAGGCCAUGCUGUGGGCGGGCGGCAGCCGGGUGCAGACGCGCCUGUCGCGGCGGCGGCUGGCGGUGCUGGCGGUCUUCAGCUGCUACUCGCUGGUGAACGCUUUCCAGUGGAUCCAGUACAGCAUCCUCAGCAACGUCUUCGCCGGCUUCUACGGCGUCUCCUUCACGGAGAUAGACUGGCUCUCCAUGGUCUACAUGGUGGCCUACGUGCCGCUGAUCCUGCCCGGCACCUGGCUGCUGGACGCCCGCGGCCUGCGCCUCACCGCCCUGCUGGGCGCCGGCCUCAACGGCCUGGGCGCCUGGCUCAAGUGCGCCAGCCUGGCGCCCGACCGGUACCCCCUCACCCUGGCAGCCCAGGCCGUCUGCGCCGUCGCCCAGGUCUUCAUCCUGGGGCUGCCCUCGCGCAUCGCCUCCGUCUGGUUCGGCCCCACCGAGGUCUCCACCGCCUGCGCCGUGGCCGUGCUGGGCAACCAGCUUGGCACGGCAAUUGGCUUUUUGUUGCCACCUGUUUUGGUUCCAAACACGCCUAAUGAUAUUGAUCUAAUGGCACAUAACAUCAGCAUCAUGUUCUAUGGAACAGCGAUAGUGUCCACGCUUUUGUUCUUCUUAACGGGAGUUGUGUUUGAAGAAAAGCCCAAAUACCCUCCUAGUCACUCUCAAGCAGUCCUGCAAACUAUGCCGCCUGAGGAUUAUUCCUACAAGCAGUCGAUUAUAAACCUGUUCAAAAAUAUUCCAUUUGUGCUUUUGCUCAUCAGUUACGGUAUUAUGACUGGGGCAUUUUAUUCUGUCUCCACAUUAUUAAACCAGAUGAUAGUAACUCAUUAUGAGGGAGAAGAAGUGAACGCUGGGAGAAUUGGCUUGACACUGGUGGUGGCAGGAAUGGUGGGUUCGAUUAUUUGUGGUUUGUGGCUGGAUUACACUAAAACAUACAAGCAAACUACUUUGAUUGUUUACAUUCUCUCUUUCAUUGGGUUGCUCGUAUUUACUUUCACCCUGGACCUCGGACACCUUAUAGUAGUGUUCGUGACUGGAGGAGUACUCGGGUUCUUCAUGACUGGCUAUCUCCCACUUGGGUUUGAAUUUGCUGUGGAAAUUACAUACCCAGAGUCUGAAGGCACUUCCUCAGGUCUCCUUAAUGCAUCAGCACAGAUAUUUGGGAUUGUCUUUACACUUGUUCAAGGAAAACUCACAACAGACUACAGUCCUCGUGCAGGAAACCUCUUUCUUUGUGCUUGGAUUUUUGUGGGCAUUAUCUUAACAGCCUUAAUAAAAUCAGAUUUGCGAAGACACAAUGUGAAUUCAGGGAUUAUGAAUUUGGAUGUUAAAGCUGUACCAGUUGACAGUCCUGUAGAACCUGAAAGUACUACAUUAAAAAUUCAGUCGGCUUUAUAAAACUGAAAGAAGGUGACCUAGAAAUGACCUAAAAACACACAAGUUUGGUUGGAUACUGAACAAUAUUAAUUAGCCUAAUCACUGGAUUUGUGUGUAUGAGUAGUAAAAUGUGUUUGGUGAUAUUGG
Messenger RNA from Gavia stellata (red-throated loon), 1680 nucleotides. RefSeq names its product FLVCR choline and heme transporter 1 (gene FLVCR1). Gene Ontology annotation, molecular function: heme transmembrane transporter activity; heme binding. Gene Ontology annotation, cellular component: mitochondrion; membrane. The record is from RefSeq and is a predicted model, not a curated record. NCBI's taxonomy places the organism in Eukaryota, Metazoa, Chordata, Aves, Gaviiformes, Gaviidae. The transcript is spliced from 10 exons. Bases 1 to 1554 code for a protein of 517 amino acids. Gene Ontology annotation, biological process: mitochondrial transport; heme export; erythrocyte differentiation.